AUGGCUGUCUCGACGCCGACCCGACCACAUUUUCCUCGCUUCCAUCUGCCGAUUGAUUCCCGCUCUCCCUCUCGCUCCCCUCGCCGUAAACCCCAGUUUGCCAUCAAAGAGCUUGACCCUCUACUUGGAAAUCUGUCUCCAGAUUCGACGCUGAAGGCCCUUCAGGCUACUGAACUCAUACCCGGCGGCUCUGCACAAGAUGCCUUAACUUCCAGCAUCCGGGAUGCCACGCCUGCGGAAAGAGAAACUGGCAUAAGGGCUGCUUUCGUGGCACAAAAGAUUCGAGGCUGGCGGACCGAGUUAUCGCAAUGGAGCUGGCCGGGGAGACGAGAACGUACUCUGGGACUAGGGUUCAUUGCCCCCCGGGCAGCCCGUGAGACGGACAGCGAGUAUCGAGGAUUUCUUCCUGUGGCUCUGGCGGAGCAAUACGAUGCGAGGCUUGAGGAGAUUAGGGAUGACCUCGAUAGCCUGGGAAUUGAAGAUAUCAAGGAACACGUACUCGAAGCUCAUGUCCCAUCAACCUCUUCGCCGGCAUCGCCAGACCACAGCGCUGUCCGCGCGAGCUAUGGCAGGAUGCGAGACUUCACUGCCUUGAUUACGGCUACCGUGAUCCAAGCACUGCCGGACCUUGCCAAGUUAAAUGUUCUGCUUGAUACUUGGGAGAUACGCUUGAGGGUGCUGAGAAGUCUCCCAGCAUUCCUUACGACUAUGGAGUCUACACAACGUGAGAUUGAGGAAGCCUUUAAGGAGAUCAGACAGUCAGCAUCUGCACGAGACUUCGUAGCCACAUCUUUCGAGAACUGGAAAUUGGCGUUGGGUGGUCGAGUUUCCGACAUGGGACGGUGGGUGGACCGGUUUCUUGACAUGCUUGAAGGGCAUGAGGAUUCAUUACCGCAAACCUGGAUCGACAAGCUGGAGAAGACUGAACUCGACUACGCUGCUUGGGUCGUCGAAGCUCAAAACAUGGUCCUGCAGAACGAAUUAGCUGCAAAGACGGAUAGCAAGAGCUCCGUGACUCAAGAAACCUCAAUUGAAUUGAGGACCGGAGAGCUCAGCCCAGGACGAGUUGUGCGCGAGGAGCCGACUGCGUUCCAGCCGGGAGGAUUGGAGUUGCCGUCCGACUCCAAUCUCAAGCGCACAAAGUCGCAGUCGAGUGUCGUAGCUGAGGAGGAAUCCCACCGGGAGAGCAAACCUUCCCUCAAGCUUGACAUGUCCAGUCACAGGGGCCACAAAAGAGAAAUGUCCAAAGUAUCGGUCGCAGAUUCUACAUUUUCCACCUUUUCCGACAUAUCAAACGCCGAAAUUAUGGAUGCCCGAACCACGAGCGUGCUCCCGAGUCCCAAAGUCAGUGUUGUGGACAAUCCUUUCCGUACGAGUCGAGACGAGCUCACCUGGUUCGGCGACUCUUCCACUGCCCAGCAUCAGAUGACAUCGAGGCCGCCCGUCUUGCAGAGGGCAUCGACAGCGUCGAUAGAAGUCAUUCCAAAAGAUCAACUGAGAGAAGUCAUGUUACGGCGUACUGUCAGCUGGGAUAUGCUCUCUCGAAUCCCCUCGAGUCCUGAGAGCACACCGACCAAGGCAUUGAAACAGUUGACCGGUUCUGAAUCGCCAGAGGCGAAGAAGCCAAUCGCUGAACUUGAAGCAUCAUACCCCGCUCAGUACUCUCCAGUUCGAUCAGUCGACACGAGUCCGCUGGCUACGCCCUCACUGCAGGUGGAGCCAUUGCACAUCUCGAACAGAGAUCACCACAGGAGUGCGUCGGUUCUGCCGUCUGUGCCACGAAGAUCAAGCAAGAGAAAUACCACGAACCGCUCUAGUCUAUCUUCUCGCAAACCAGUUUCUAGCCAAGUUAUGGGCCUGAAAGAGGACAAUCAAGAGAGUCCGCGUCAGAAGCUUUCCACGGCUCCGUCACAAGCUUCGUUCCCAGGACCGCCAAGACGCGGCGAAUCUUUGGACGAGAAGAUACAAGACAUACUCACGACGCUUCCAAAUAAAAUCCAGCUGACAAAGGAUGGGGAAUCAUCAAGCUCUGUGCAGCCCUCCAUAUCAUCCACGCGCUCUUCAACUCCAGCUCCUUCCCUGACAUUAUCAGCGGUGAUGGCAGACUCAUCCGGCCGUAAAAGCAACGCCACUGAUCCGGAGAUUAGUCUAUACCAUUUGACCCGCACCGGCCAAGCUCGUGACGCCCCUCCGAUGAAACUGUUUGUCCGGACUGUUGGAGACGGCCAUCGCGUCAUGGUACGCGUGGGCGGAGGAUGGGCCGAUUUGGGAGAAUAUCUGAAAGAAUAUAGCCUUCACCAUGGGACUCGGGCCACCGUUGAUGGUCGGUUGGAAGUUGCGAGUUUCCCUGGCAGCGGUCAGAAGGAUUCCGCGACCACAGCGGGUGGUAACGGAGUGUCAGGACCUUACGGUCGUCGAAAAGCGGUCUCGCCCUCAACGACCCAGACAGCUUUCGGUACAACAGCAUCGCCCGAACUGGUCAAUUCCAAGAGACGGACAUCACUGUCUAGGCCUCGGUCUCCCGAGGCCGGUCGGAAAACCCCUAAGAACGAUGGAACAUGGACGCCACCACCUGUACCACCCAUUCCGCCAUCUUAUACUACUCCAUCUCCGACACUUACGACCGCCACGCAGUUUGACAAGGAUGCCGUCGCCACCAGUGUUGUGGAACAAGACAGAAAUCCGCCCACGGUCCAUUCGCGGCAUUCCUCGGGCGCUGCUCGGUGGCCAUCGAAUAUGCGGUCUAUCUCUAUCAGCAGCUCUGGCGUGACUACGACCACAGUUGUUACACCUCCAGUUACAACCUCCAGUUACACUCCACUAGGUGCUGCGGGUCCGAAAAUGAAUGCACGACGAGCAGCUACCUUUGGCGCGACCACGACUCCCGGUAACGAGGCUUGGGUUGAGGGUAUGGUUGGCAAGGCCCGAGCUGUGAGCGGGGCCAGCCCGGCUUCAAUACGAAGCCCAACAACGACUACCACCACCACCACUACCACCUCAAUUUCUUCAUCCACGCCAACGACUCGCCGUGUUUCGUAUUUUGGAUCAAGUCCGAGUUCAAAUUCGAGUCCCUUGACCGUCUCCUCAAGUCCCAGCACUGGAUCUGUGGCGAGCGAUGCAAAGAGCCACCGGUCUAGUUUGUCUAUAAGGUCGAAGACGCGCAUGAGCUUGAGCGACAUGAGUGGAAUCAAGAGAGUUUUUCUGCGGAAGAAGUCAGACCAUGUAAGAUAG
Messenger RNA from Capronia coronata CBS 617.96, 3231 nucleotides. RefSeq lists its product as uncharacterized. Gene Ontology annotation, molecular function: microtubule binding. NCBI's taxonomy places the organism in Eukaryota, Fungi, Ascomycota, Eurotiomycetes, Chaetothyriales, Herpotrichiellaceae. The record is from RefSeq and is a predicted model, not a curated record. The transcript has a single exon. Bases 1 to 3231 code for a protein of 1076 amino acids.